UACCAUAUUCGCAAGACAUCCGUUUGCUCACACCCCGCAAGCGAGUCCGUAUGUCCAAAUGCUGACCCAAAUAACACGAGCCAAGAUAACACCUGAUGCUGUUAUGCGAUAAUGCACAAUAUUGGCAAAGAGGGGAUUUCAAGUUUAAAUAAAAAGAAACGGCGCCGGCGCCGGUGAGAGUGACAGUGCAUCGCGAGUCGCACGCGCACCGCCGCGCGAGAAAGUUUACUAGUUUUGGCGCCAACGUUCCGAAUUCAAAAAACACUUUUGCUUUUUAAAACAGGAACAAUCUGGCAGUGUUGUGUGUCUCGCUCUAACGUACUGGGUUGGAUAGUGACGUGUGUAAUUAGUGACUUUCGCUGUUUGGACAGGAUGAUGCGUUAUAUGAAGUUAUGGAUGAUCGUGUGUCUAACAACGUCACUGGCAGCACCUUCACCACAACAGCUGGGACUGGACAUCAUUGACCUGGCCGCCAUUAGCAGAAUGUCUCCCAAACAGCUGGAAGCUCUGGCUGAGGGUCUGGCGGCGGAGGAAAUCAUGAGGACAAAGAGGUCAUCAGCACAAGCGCUAAGCUCCGUCGUGUCGAAAGCGUCAUCAGCGUCAUCCAUAGGCAGCAAGAUCGGACUCCUCGGCCAAGCAUCAUCAGGGGCGCUGACUUUCAUCGCCUCUGCUUCAAGCAAGUCAGGCCAACACGACGAACAUCCUGGAUAUUCUUAUGAACCGCAAGAAAGCAAAGUCGACUUCUGGGGUCUCAAGAAAUCCAUCCUCUACACACUUCUUCAAGCAGUGAAGGCCAUCACCGGAGGGGUGACCAUCUUGAAGGGUCAGCUGAUCAAGGGCGGCGGCGCGCUGGCCUCGACCUUGGGAAAGGUCAUAUCGGUCAAGGGUGAAGCUGUCAGCAACUUUGGCAAAAAGAUCGUGUCAUCAGCCGCUUUGAGCCAUAAGAAACCAUCACCGCCGGUAUACGGGCCGCCGCCUGCGCAUAUUGACUACCCUCCGAGCGCGUACGGCGCGCCGACAGCGCCCGCGCAUUACUCGGCGCCGACCGCGCCGGCGCACUACGGCGCGCCGUCAGCGCCCACCGGCUACGCUUCACACAAAUACCCCUCGCAUUUAGACGGGCGAGGUAAACUGAACGGAGUUCACGCCGGACUCGUCAUACUGACGCCGCUGGAAGAUGGCGGCACCAGCGAGGCCCAGCACACACACACCGGCCACACCCCCCUCGAACCACCCCCCUCCAUCCUCCACACCGCCUUCAACGCCAUCAAAAACGUCUUCUCCUCAGUCACACCAUCUUUCCAAUCCCCCGAACCAGAAGCAGACACGUACCAACCCCCACCCCCACCGGCUCCCGCCUUCAAACCGAUGACCUGGGGCGCCGUCAACUCCUACGGAGAGCCGGCCAUGGUCGAAGCACACUCUGACUAUGACCCUCGCAACCCAUACCCGCCUUUCGAUAAAGCCGCCAACAAAAAGGGUGUCGUACCUCGACCCGUCCCAGUCUUUCACAGAACAGGCUUGACUAAUGAAAAAAUACAAAAGAUAAGUCAUAAUUUAAAAAAGAUUGCUGCUUAUAUGAAUGAGAACAUUCAAAGAUCCUCAGAAGAGCAUCCGAAAAUAACUCCAAUGGAUGUCUAUAGGGACAUGCUUGUCAAAGGCGAAAUUCCUCUAAUCCCAACUCCUGUAGUAACUGACAAUGAAAUAGGGGUUUUAUCCGCUGACCUCCUCCCAUCUGAGUCCCCGACGACAACAACAACAACGACCACGACAACAACAACGACGACAACGACAGAAAAACCAAAGACAUCGACAGAAAACCAGACGGAUAGGAGAAAGAAGGAUGUGAAGUAUUUCCUACGAGGGAACAGAAUAGUCGUAGUUUGAUCGACUGACCGACAAGACUGACUGAGGUACGUCCGACUAACGA
Molecule: messenger RNA, 1930 nt
Organism: Cydia amplana
Lineage: Eukaryota; Metazoa; Arthropoda; Insecta; Lepidoptera; Tortricidae
Exons: 6
Coding region: 373-1887 (504 amino acids)
Source: RefSeq, a predicted model, not a curated record